GGAAACACACAAAUCUGAUUGAGUGUGUGACACACUUACAUUUUUUUUGCGCAUGCGUUAAGCCUCUGUAUUAACGCAAAUUGAAUUGUGCUAUUCCCAAUUUAUGUGUCAGAAACUCAAUUUUUUUUUUAUAGUCUAACUCUAUGGUUGAGAGUUUCAAAGUAAUAGCGGUGAAUUAAUCUAACCAAAAUAAUUUUUCGAUAAUUGCGGGAAAGUGGAGAUUAUCCGCAAUUUAUUUGAAGAAUUUGUGUUUUCCAAAUAACAUAACCUCAAACGUACUAAUAACUAUAGUUUUCAUUUCAUUAUAGUUGAAUUUAUUUUAUUUUUUUUAGAAAAUAUAAAAUUAUUUACGAAACUUUAUUUUCACGUGAAUAUGAGUAAAUUAAUAUCAAAACAAAAUGAUCAAUAUACUUUUAUAAGAAAUCGAGAAAGUUCAUCAAAAAAUUAUCAAAGUGUUUUUAUCAAAGAAGAAAAUAUUAAAGAAGAAGAGAAUAAUUUUGAUGUUGAUUUUAAUUCAACACAAGAUAAUUUAAAUAUAAAUCCAAUUGCCACUACAUAUGCAGAUAAUUUACAAUUGACAUCAAAUUCAGUGCUAAGGUUACUAAAUUCAAAUUUCAGAGGGAAAUUAGUUCUAGCAUAUUAUGAGAGCAAAACAGGAGUUUUAGAAAGCGAACUCAGUUCAAUUAUAAUAGAAAAUGAAUUUGAAAAUAGUUUAGAUUGCAAGAUAAAGAAAGAAAGAUUUCUUAAGCUGAGAGAUGAAAUUAAAGAAAUUUUUCCAACAGAAUUACCAGAAGCCUGGUUUUCGCCUUUAACACGCAGUAUUAAUGGGGAAGUAAUUAACCCACGUGGUAAAUUAUAUAAUAAAUAUAAUGAAAAAAGAAGAAUUUUAAACGAAAUUAAUUAUAUGAAUAAAGGACUAAAAAGAAAGCAAAAUGUAAAUAAGGACACAGUUACAGAAACAUUAUACGAUGAGGAUGUGUUGGAUUCUUUAGAUUUUUUAAAAAAUAAUAUAGAACCAGAAAAUAGAAUAAUAAAUGCGUGGAUGGCAACAACUCAAGCACGAUUAAAUUUAAAAAAAUCUGGCAUCAAUGAUUAUUAUAAUACAUUUAAAUGCUUGCAAGGAAAUUUAGGAAUUACACUGCUUCUAAAAGAUUUUGAUUUGAUUUAUAAAGAAAAUAGUGAAAAUUUUCUUCAAAAUUGGUCAACAGUAGCAAAAAAUAUUAUUAAUGUUUCAAAAAAGAGGGGUAAAAGUAGACAAUAUGUUGAACUUAAUGAAAUGCUAGAAAAAAAUAAAAGAUUAAUCAACGAAGGUAACAUAGAAUUAGUUGCACUUAUUCUUCUACCAUAUUUAUUGGGAUCGUCGUAUCGUAAACGAAAGAAGGAUAGCAUUUGGACUCCUAGCAAACAAGAUGUUCUGGAUUCUUUUAUACUUCACAUUGAGACAUACGAGGAAUUGAUAUUAUAUCAAGAAAGGAAAAGAAAAAUUUACUUAGAGGAAAAUAUAAAUUUUCAACCGUAUCCAGUAUUAUGUGGUUCAUUAGAUAAAAUUCAUAGUUCAUUUGUAAUUAUAAAUGACGUAGAAUAUUUAAUUGAUACGCCUUUAAAAGCAAUUGAUAUUUGUUUUAAAGCUUUUUUUGCACUUAAUACAAAUUAUCCUCUUGAAAGCAAAGGUUGCUGGGUGUUUCUUCAAAAAUUUGUUUUUAAUAUUCCAAUAGAGAGAGAAGACUCAGCUGUUAAUAAGCUAAUUACUCAGUUACAGUAGAAUUUUUUUUUUUUUAACUUUUAAUUUUUUUUUUGUAAUAAUAUUUUGAAUAUUUUAUCAUGCUUACUUAAAGCAAAAUUAAAAAUUUGAAUUUUAUAAUUGGUAUUGUAAAAAAUGCUUGUAAAUUUAGAAAUAUAAAUAUUUUUAUUUUUAAUAUAA
Leptopilina boulardi is the source of this 1921-nucleotide messenger RNA. RefSeq lists its product as uncharacterized. The transcript has 7 exons. The record is from RefSeq and is a predicted model, not a curated record. Bases 374 to 1762 code for a protein of 462 amino acids. NCBI's taxonomy places the organism in Eukaryota, Metazoa, Arthropoda, Insecta, Hymenoptera, Figitidae.